UCAUUCUCAUCAUCGCUUCCCAAAUUCUCUUUCUCGCAGUCGCAGCCGUUGUCUCCGCCGGAAAAGGUGAAGACUUUGCGAAAACCAUUGAUAAAAAACACCACGGCCUCCGUAAGGAGAAACUCACCUUUUUCCGUAGGUUAUGUCGAGGCUCGGACAAUGUGGUUCGACCAAAAGUCAGGAGAUGCUACUGUUGAGUACAGCUGUUACGUCUUGCAUUAU
Messenger RNA from Thlaspi arvense, 222 nucleotides. Lineage: Eukaryota; Viridiplantae; Streptophyta; Magnoliopsida; Brassicales; Brassicaceae. The record is from the annotation of a GenBank genome assembly.